CGGGCUCUGAAAGCUGCUCCAGGACUGGAAACGUUGACUCUAGAGCGGAGAAACAAAUGCAAGAGCUGAGAGUUCAAAUCAUACUUUCCCCAAGCAUGAAAAGCAAAGCGACGCUGCAAAAGAAGACGAAGGAUUUAGACAGCACGAAGACAAGAGGCCUGAGGCUGAAUUGUCCUUACACAACCUCUGGAUUUUUGCAGACGACCUCGGUAUUUUCACAAAUAGAUCAAGCGCUGAAGUGGUAGAUCGUUUGAGUGUCUUACAACUCCGAGAUCCUUCUCUCGAUAGCUCGAGCCGACAAAGAAUGCC
Messenger RNA from Aureobasidium subglaciale EXF-2481, 309 nucleotides. RefSeq lists its product as uncharacterized. Bases 57 to 245 code for a protein of 62 amino acids. The transcript has a single exon. Lineage: Eukaryota; Fungi; Ascomycota; Dothideomycetes; Dothideales; Saccotheciaceae. The record is from RefSeq and is a predicted model, not a curated record.